Messenger RNA from Dermacentor andersoni, 962 nucleotides. RefSeq names its product UFM1 specific peptidase 1 (gene Ufsp1). Gene Ontology annotation, molecular function: deUFMylase activity. The record is from RefSeq and is a predicted model, not a curated record. NCBI's taxonomy places the organism in Eukaryota, Metazoa, Arthropoda, Arachnida, Ixodida, Ixodidae.
GAGAAUGACUGGGCAGGCCUUUAGCACAUGUGUAGGUUGCUUUGCUUAACUUUUGGCACGUUGCAUGGCGCGUUGUUUCGACCGUGUUUCCCGUCCAAGGAGGUUAUAAAAAAACCUCCUUGAUCCCGGCAGGUGUUGGACGCUUCUCAAUCUUUACGAACAGGAUGGCAACUAUACUCGAAGACGUCCACGAGGGCUUAGGCCUGCCAUCGCAAGCGAGUCGUGCUGCGUGUGUGAAGGGAAAGUACGCGUACUAUCACUACGGCUGCGACGGUAUCGACGACAGAGGCUGGGGCUGUGGCUACCGGACCUUGCAGACCAUCUGUUCCUGGGUGGUGCACCACAAACACAAGACAGGGGAGCAAGCAAGGGCUGUGCCAAGCAUCACCGAGAUCCAGGCAGCCCUCGUGACGCUUGGCGAUAAGGAAGCCCAGUUCAACGGUUCUCGCAACUGGAUUGGCAGCACUGAAGUGUUCCUCUGCCUUGACCACUUUUACCAGGUUCCGUGUCGGAUCCUCCAUGCCAGCACUGGGGGCGAGGUAGCCAACCACGUUGAUGCCCUACUGAAGCAUUUUGAACAGCAAGGGUCCCCAGUCAUGAUGGGUGGCGACUCUGACGCAUCUUCCAAGGGCAUUCUUGGAGUCUGCCGCACAUCAUCGGGAAAAUCCCAUCUGCUUGUUCUGGACCCGCACUGGUACAGGAAUGAUGCAAAGCACGGCCACCUCACGGGAGCCAAAGACCACUUGCAGCAGAAUGGGUGGAUCUCGUGGCGCCCUCUGGAUUCCCUCAUGGAGAGCUCCUUUUAUAACCUGUGCCUGCCCUUGCUGCCCUCUCCGGCAGUCAGCGGCUCAUAACCUCACUUCCUUGGAUCAGUACUGGCGCUUCCUGGAUUGUACUUUACCUCUUCAGAGAACAGUCAAAAUGGGUCUCCUCGAAUGACAAUAAAGGGAAUUUGUGUGUUA